CCAUUUGUCAUUUAUGCACGAGUGAUAGAUCUCUACUUAUUGAAGCAUAAAACUACUGUGAGCUCAAGGGAUCGAGAGAAAAGAUUCAUGAGUGAGAUAGCAACAUUACUAAUGGAAGAAGAAGACAUCCACACCAAAGAUGGAACAACUGAUUACCAGAACAGGCCUGCCAUCAAGAACAACACGGGAACAUGGAAAGCUUGCCCUUAUAUUCUUGGAAAUGAAUGCUGCGAAAGACUGGCUUACUAUGGGAUUAACACAAAUCUUGUUAAUUACCUCAAGUUUCAACUGAACCAGAGGAAUGUGGUUGCUGUCAAUAAUGUCACAAAUUGGUCAGGUACAUGCUAUGUCACACCAUUGCUUGGAGCCUUCCUAGCUGAUGCAUACAUGGGAAGAUAUUGGACAAUUGCUGCCUUCUCCAUCAUCUAUGUUUUUGGAAUGACUUUAUUGACCUUAUCAGCGUCAAUCCAAGGACUAAAACCACCCUGUGACAACAACAAUGUGUGCCAUCCCACAGGGUUACAAACAGGGGUGUUCUUCACAGGACUGUACCUCAUAGCACUUGGAACUGGAGGCAUAAAGCCUUGUGUCUCAUCAUUUGGAGCAGACCAAUUUGAUGACUCUGAUGAUGCCGAAAAAAAGAACAAGAGCUCCUUCUUCAAUUGGUUCUAUUUCUCAAUCAACAUUGGUGCCCUUGUGGCUUCCUCUGUGCUUGUUUGGAUACAAACAAACGUUGGAUGGAGCUGGGGCUUUGGCAUCCCAUCCGUGGCUAUGGCACUUGCUGUUGUGAGCUUCUUUUCGGGCACUCGAUUGUACAGAACCCAGAUUCCCGGUGGGAGUCCCCUCACUCGCAUUUGCCAGGUGCUUGUUGCAUCCUUCAGGAAGUUCCGUGUUCGAGUGCCUCGUGACAAGUCUCUCUUGUAUGAGACUGCCGACCAGGAAUCUGUUGUCAAAGGAAGCCGGAAGCUUGAUCACACUGACCAGCUAAGUUUCUUGGACAGGGCGGCUGUAGAGACACAGUCAGAUAAAGUCAAAGGCUCAGCGAUGCCAUGGAGGCUCUGCAGUGUGACACAAGUGGAAGAGCUUAAGUCCCUCAUAAGGUUGCUUCCCAUAUGGGCCACUGGUAUAAUCUUCUCAGCCGUCUACAGUCAAAUGGGAACAUUGUUUGUGCUCCAAGGCAACACAAUGGACCUCCAUGUCAGCAAAUCCUUCGAAAUCCCAUCCGCCUCGCUCUCCCUCUUUGACACCGUCAGUGUCAUCUUCUGGGUUCCAGUUUACGACCGUGUGAUAGUCCCGUUUGUGCGAAGAUUCACGGGCAGAAACAGCGGCUUCACCCAACUCCAAAGAAUAGCAGUUGGGCUAGUAAUCUCCAUCUUUGCCAUGCUGGCCGCGGGGGCUUUGGAGCUUGUGAGACUUCGGGAAGUUCGAAAACACAACUACUAUGACCUAAAGCAUAUACCCAUGUCGAUUUUUUGGCAAGUUCCUCAGUAUUUUAUUAUAGGGUGUGCUGAGGUUUUCACAUUUAUUGGGCAACUGGAGUUUUUCUAUGAGCAGGCUCCUGAUGCAAUGAGGAGUUUGUGUUCUGCUCUUUCACUUACAACUGCUGCUUUGGGGAACUAUUUGAGUACAAUGCUGGUGAACAUUGUGACCGAUGUAAGCACUAAGGAUGGGAAGCCGGGAUGGAUUCCGGACAACUUGAAUUAUGGGCACCUUCACUACUUCUUCUGGCUUCUGGCUUUGUUGAGUGUGGUGAAUUUAGGGUUUUAUCUUUUGGUUGCUAGAUGGUACACUUACAAGAGGGCAGUAGUACCUAGUCAUUCUGCAGCUAUGGCGGACGAUGAUCUUUACACGAACGAUGGGACUCUGGACAUCCAUAAAAAACCUGCUAACAAGAAGAAGACCGGAAAUUGGAAGGCAUGCCGCUUUAUUCUCGGAAAUGAGUGCUGCGAAAGAUUGGCAUACUAUGGAAUGAGUACCAAUCUAGUGAACUAUCUCGAGAAACGUCUCGGCAUGGGAAAUGUCACGGCAGCAACGAGCGUCUCUAAUUGGUCAGGGACGUGCUACGCGACACCAUUGAUAGGAGCCUUCCUAGCUGAUGCAUACUUGGGAAGAUAUUGGACAAUUGCCAUCUUUUCAAUCGUUUAUGUUCUUGGUAUGACACUCUUGACCCUCACUGCAUCUAUCAACGGAAUAAAACCACAUUGCGAUAGCUCUGGUUGCAACACAACAUCGUCCCAAAGAGCGGCCUGCUUUGUAGCUCUGUACUUGAUUGCAGUAGGUACUGGUGGAAUCAAGCCAUGCGUUUCAUCCUUCGGCGCAGAUCAAUUUGAUGAAACUGACGAGACUGAGAGGAAAAAGAAGAGCUCCUUCUUCAACUGGUUUUACAUGUCAAUCAAUGUCGGUGCACUUAUUGCUUCCACAGUUUUGGUCUGGAUGCAAAUGAAUGUGGGAUGGAAUUGGGGGUUCGGAGUCCCAGCAGUCGCAAUGGGGAUUGCAGUUGCGUUCUUUUUCUUGGGAAGCAAGUUAUAUCGUCUUCAGAAACCAGGCGGGAGUCCCCUCACAAGGAUUGCUCAGGUGGUUGCUGCAUCCAUCAGGAAGUGCAAAGUGAAGGUUCCUGCUGACAAGUCUCUUCUCUAUGAGACUGCAGAUGAGGAGUGCAACAUCCAAGGAAGCCGGAAGCUUGAGCACACCAACAAAUUAGGGUUCUUUGACAAGGCAGCUGUGGAGUCAGAGACAAACCGUGCCAAGGAAUUGCCAAGCCCAUGGAGCCUCUGCACAGUGACACAAGUAGAGGAGCUGAAAUCCAUCAUCAGACUCCUCCCCAUCUGGGCGUCCGGUAUAGUUUUCGCCACCGUCUACGGCCAAAUGAGCACAAUGUUUGUCCUCCAAGGCAACACCCUAGACCAACACAUGGGCCCAAACUUCAAAAUCCCAUCAGCCUCCCUCUCCCUCUUCGACACUGUCAGCGUCAUCUUCUGGGCUCCGAUAUACGACAGGCUCAUCGUCCCCCUCGCCAGGCACUUCACGGGCCACGAACGAGGCUUCACGACGCUUCAACGGAUGGGAAUCGGCCUAGCACUCUCCAUAUUCUCCAUGGUUGUUGCUGGGGUUUUGGAGGUCGUUAGGCUUGCCACUGUAAAAAAAUAUAAUUACUACGACCUAGAGUACAUUCCCAUGUCGAUUUUCUGGCAGGUCCCGCAGUAUUUCAUCAUUGGGUGUGCUGAGGUUUUCACCUUCAUCGGGCAGAUGGAGUUUUUUUACGACCAGGCGCCUGACGCCAUGAGAAGCUUGUGCUCUGCACUGUCACUGACCACUGUUGCACUGGGGAAUUACCUCAGCACUCUGCUAGUUACUGUGGUAACUAAAGUUACCACGAAGAAUGGGAAUCUUGGGUGGAUUCCGGAUAACCUUAACAGGGGACACCUGGACUAUUUUUAUUGGCUGUUGGCUAUUCUGAGCGUUAUUAAUUUCUUGGUGUACCUCUGGAUUGCUAAGUGGUACACUUACAAGAAGGUGACUGGGUGUGCUAAAUGAUAUGCAGGGUGGUGGAGUGGCACUUGUUAAUCUUCUGGCUGUCUGCCAUUUCAGUUUUUUUUUUAUUUGAUUUUAAUGUUGGUGUUUGAAAAUAUUUGUUGGAGGAUUUCUGCGUUGAUUUCAAGAUUGAUUUAAUGUGUGUUUGUGAAUUUUUCAUAGCAUUUUGUUGACUUUAUUGCAAUUAAUCAUUCGUAGGUUCAUAUAAUUGGUUGAACCCUGCAUUUUUAUUCAUCGCCCAUUCACUUAUUUAAGUUAAGAGUAGUGAAGUAAAAAAGAAAAAAGAUAUUUUAGCUAAAAUGGUCAUUGAAAUUGGAAUAACUCUUUACUUUGAUCUCUGAGAUUUGAAAUCGAUAGAAAGUGGUCUCUGAAUUCUACAAUCAAUUAUUUUGGUCCUUCCGUGA
Messenger RNA from Pyrus x bretschneideri (Chinese white pear), 3935 nucleotides. RefSeq lists its product as uncharacterized. The coding region runs from base 88 to 3534 and encodes 1148 amino acids. Gene Ontology annotation, cellular component: membrane. Gene Ontology annotation, molecular function: tripeptide transmembrane transporter activity. NCBI's taxonomy places the organism in Eukaryota, Viridiplantae, Streptophyta, Magnoliopsida, Rosales, Rosaceae. The transcript is spliced from 8 exons. The record is from RefSeq and is a predicted model, not a curated record. Gene Ontology annotation, biological process: oligopeptide transport; transmembrane transport.